Vanderwaltozyma polyspora DSM 70294 is the source of this 1062-nucleotide messenger RNA. Its product is annotated as SWIRM domain-containing protein. The transcript has a single exon. NCBI's taxonomy places the organism in Eukaryota, Fungi, Ascomycota, Saccharomycetes, Saccharomycetales, Saccharomycetaceae. Gene Ontology annotation, biological process: chromatin remodeling; regulation of transcription by RNA polymerase II. Gene Ontology annotation, cellular component: nucleus; SAGA-type complex. The record is from RefSeq and is a predicted model, not a curated record. Gene Ontology annotation, molecular function: protein binding; transcription coactivator activity; chromatin binding. The coding region runs from base 1 to 1062 and encodes 353 amino acids.
AUGGUAUACCAGUCACCACAAAAUAUACAUACAGAGUUGGUUUCUGUAUUACCCAACAGAAAUGCUCAAUUAUUGUCAUUGUUGAAAUCUAGGGAAUCGUUCACAGAUGGAGGCGAACCUUUUGCUGCUCCAAUUGAUGAAAGUUUGUUUCCUUCACCUCCAAUGUCUCCUCUUUUAUUUCCUCCAUGUAAAAAGGAUCCAGUUCCUGGAUCUUUUGAUUUGUCAUCAAGAAAUCCCAUCAUAAAAGUAGUUCCUUCGUGGACAGAAGAUAUAAAUGCUAAUUGUUAUCGUAAAAGCAAUUUAAAUUUUCUUUCUCAGUAUAGAUCUUUCAAGACUUCAGGUGGUAAUUCUCCUACUCUGUAUAGUACUAAUAUCAGCGGUAGAGGCAGGCCCAGCGGCGGAAAACGUUUAAGAGCCAAAGAAGGCCAGCUCGCUGUUAACAAUGAUCACGUUUAUAGAACCAGAGGCUUAGCAAGAAAAAGAACAAAUAAGGCUGCUUCAACGCCCCAAUUUGGAAGAAAUGAAGAUGUUGGAGAUAAUGAAGAAAACUGUGAUUCUGAUGAGAAUUCUAAAAAAAACCUUUUGAUUAAGAAACCAGUUACUCCAAUAAAACGUAUCAGGAAACCAGCAACCUCGGCUAUCUCACCUUUAGCAUCGAUCAACGCAAUCGGUGAAAUCCAACAAUAUAUCCCAAAAGUUUCUUGCAAUAAACUCCCCGAUUAUUCGCCAUCUUUAUCUACGUUAAAAGGUAAGCCAUUAAAUUGUUUAAGUGUUGAAUGGAAGGGGUCCCAAAUGGAUCUCUCCACAGACCUAUUGAAAGAUCAAUUACAUCCAUCUGAAUUGGUAUUAGCUCAAAUUUUACGUCUCCCAUGUGAUCUUUACAUUGAUUCUAAGAAAAGGCUAUUUUUAGAGAAAGUUUAUCGUCUGAAAAAACGGUUGCCAUUCAGAAGAACAGAUGCACAAAAGGCAUGCAAGAUCGAUGUUAAUAAGGCAUCGCGGUUAUAUACAGCUUUUGAAAAGGUUGGUUGGUUAAAUGAUUCAAAUUUUAAUAAAUUCUUAUAA